GAGUCUCGCUCUGUCUCCCAGGCUGGAGUGCAGUGGCACGAUCUCGGCUCACUGCAAGCUCCACCUCCUGGGUUCAUGCCAUUCUCCUGCCUCAGCCUCCUGAGUAGCUGGGACUACAGGCACCUGCGGCCACGCCCGGCUAAUUUUUUGUAUAUUUAGUAGAGACGGAGUUUCACCAUGUUAGCUAGGAUGGUCUCGAUCUCCUGACCUCAUGAUCUGCCCGCCUCGGCCUCCCAAAGUGCUGGGAUUACAGGCGCUCUGAGCCACUGCACCCGGCCUAAAAAUAUAUAUUUUUUAAAUUGAUGAGGAGGAAUUCCUCCUAAACUCAUUCUAUGAAACUAGUAUCACCCUAAUAACAAGAUCUGGCAAGGAUAACACAAAAACAGAAAACUAUGGGCCAAUAACCCUGAUGAACGUAGAUGCAAAAGUCCUCAACAAAAUACUAGCAAACUGAAUCCAACAGCACAUCAAAAAGAUAAUUCAUCAUGAUCAAGUGGGUUUUAUUCUGGGAACACAAGGAUGGUUCAACACAUGCAAAUCAAUAAAUGUGAUUCACCACAUAAACAGAAUUAAAAACAAAAAUCACAUGAUCAUCUCAAUAUGCAGAAAAAACAUGCAAUAAAAUCCAACAUCUCUUCUUGAUAAAAAUUCUAAAUAAACUAGGCAUUAAAGGAACAUAACUGAAAAUACUAAGAACCAUAUUUGACAAACCCACAGCCCACAUCAUACUUACAGGGAAAAAUUGAAAGCAUUUCCUUUAGGAACUGGACCAAGACAAGGAUGCGCACUUUCACCACUCCUAUUCAACAUAGUAAUUCUAGCUAGAGCAAUCAGGCAGGAGAAAGAAAUUAAAGGCAUCCAAAUCGGAAAAGUGGAAGUCAAAUUAUCUCUGUUCACUGCGGACAUAAUCUUACAUUUAAAAAACCCAAAUGAUUCCUCCAAAAGACUCCUAGACCUGAUCAAUAACUUUGCUAAAGUUUCAGGAUACAAAAUUAACACACCAUAAUCAGUUGCAUUUCUGUACACCAACAAUGGUCAAGCAGAAUAUCAAAUAAAAAACUCAGUCCCAUUUACAAUAGCCAUACAAAAACAUAAACUAUCUAGGAAUACAUUCAAGAUGGUGAAAGACUUCUACAAAGCAGAAUUAUGAAACAAUGAAACUGUAGAUGACACAAACAAAUGGAAAAACAUCCCUUGCUCAUGGGCAGGAAGAAUCAAUGUCAUUAAAAUGACUAUACUGCCCAAAGCAAUCUAGAAAGUCAAUGCAACUUCCUAUUAAAUUACCAAUGUUAUAUUUCACAGAAUUAGAAAAAACAAUUAUAAAAUUCAUAUGGAACCAAAAAGUGCCUUAAUAGCCAAAGCAAUCCUAAGCAAAAAGAAUAAAGCUGCAAGCAUUACAUAACCUGACUUCAGACUACACUACAAGUCUAAUGUAACCAAAACAGCAUGCUACCGGUACAAAAAUAGACACAUAGAUCAAUGGAGCAGAAUAGAGAACCCAGAAAUAAAGCCACAAACCUGAUCUUCAACGAAGUCAACAAAAAUCAACAAUGGGGAAAGGAUACCCUACUCAAUAAAUAGUGCUGGGAAAGCUGGCUAUCUAUAUACGGAAGAAUAAAACUGGACCCCUAUUUCUUACCAUAUACAAAAAUUAACUGAAGAUAGAUUAAAGGCUUCAAUGUAAGACCUCAAACUAUAAAUAUUAUACUAGAAGAAAAUCUAGGGGAAACUCUUCUGGACAUUGGCCUAGGCAAAAAAUUUAUGACUAAGACCUCAACAACAAAUGCAACAAAACCAAAAGUAGACAAAUGGGACUUCAUUAAAGAGUUUUUCUGCACAGGAAAAGAAAUAAUCAACAGAGCAAAUAGACAAUAUACAGAAUGGGAGAAAAUAUUUGCAAACUAUGAAUCUGACAAAGGACUAAUAUCCAAAAUUUGUAAAGAAGUUAAAUCAAAAAGAAAAAAAACCACAAAAAUUUCAUUAAAAAGUAGACAAAGGGAUAUGAACAGACACUUCUCAAAAUAAGACAUACAAGUGACUAACAAACUUAUGGAAAAUGCUCAACAUCACUAAUCAUCAGAGAAAUGCAAAUUAAAACCACAGUGAGAUGCCAUCUCAUACUAGUCAGAAUAGCUAUUAUGAAAAAAGCCAAUAGAUAGCAGAUGUUGGAGAGGAUGUGGAGAAAAGGAAAUGCAUAUACACUGUUGGUGGAAAUGUAAAUUAGUUAAACACUUUUGGAAAACAUUAUGGGCAUUUCUCAAAUAACUAAAAGUAGAACUACCCUUUGAUCCAGCAACCCCACCACUAUGUAUAUACAUAAAGGAAAAUAAAUCAUUUUAUCAAAAAGAUACCUGUACUUAUAUAUUUAUUGAGCACUAUUCACAAUAGCAAAGUCAUGGAAUUGACCUAAGUGUCCAUCAAAAGUUGAUUGGAAUAAAAAAAAUGUGGUAUAUAUACACUGUGGAAUACUACACAGCCAUAAAAAGUAAUGAAAUUGUGUCCUUUGCAACAACAUGGAUAGAGCUGGAGGCCAUGAUCUUAAGUGAAAUAACUCAGAAACAAAUAAACAAAUAUCGCAUGUUCUCACAUAGAAGUGAAGUACACAUGGACAUAAAGAUGGAAAUAAUAGAUACUGGGGACUCCAAAAGGUGGGGGCUGGGGGAAAGCACAUGUUGAAAAGUUACCUAUUUGGUACAGUGUUCACUAUUUGGGUAAUGGGUUCACUAGAAACCCAAAACUCACAAUUAUGCAAUAUACCCCCGUUAACAAACCUGCACAUAUAUCCCUUGAAUUUAACAGAAAAGGGGAAAAAGAUGACAGCAGUGUUGUGUGUGCUGCAGGGAGCAUAAAGAAAAUUACAGGCUAUAGAUUCAGCAAGUUGGCAAAUUAUUCACAUGACAUCCAGAAUACCCGACAGAUAGUUAUAAUGGUGAAAAAAGUCUGCAACAUUUAAGACAUUAUAUAAUGCAUGGUACAUUUUAACUCAGAGGCAAUAAAGAACAAAGGAAUGGGUAGAAAAUGAAUAAUCACACAUGUGUAAAUUGUCAAAUAAUUAGGAUAAAGCAUGUGAAUUAAAAAAUAGAAAUAAUGACUUGAAAGUGUCUUUUUUCUCUUUACGGAAAAAGAAAGUUAUGCUUCUCUGGUUUUUGAUAAGAAUAAACAUACAGUGAAGUCAAUUUUUAAAAGGAGUAAUGCAGAAUAAAAAUCCAUAAAACUACCAAAAAAAAGUCACAUAAUUGUAUACUUAAAAAAACAAAAAACAAAAAACAAAAAACACUGCUCCCAGAGCAAUGGCAUAAGAAGACUAUCGCAAGGACAAAAAACCAAACACCGCUUGUUCUCACUCAUAGAUGGGAACUGAACAAUGAGAACACAUGGACACAGGAAGGGGAACAUCACACUCUGGGGACUGUUGUGGAGUGGGGGGAGUGGGGAGGGAUAGCAUUGGGAGAUAUACCUAAUGCUAAAUGGCGAGUUAACGGGUGCAGCACACCAGCAUGGCACAUGUAUACAUAUGUAACUAACCUGCACAUUGUGCACAUGUACCCUAAAACUUAAAGUAUAAUAAUAAUAAUAAUAAAAAAAAUAAAAUAAAUCUGGAUUAAAAAAAAAAAAAGAAGACAUCCUUCUGUGGAAUUCCAUAACAUUGCUAGUUAGUAAGUAGACAGGAAGUAAUUUCCCUAAUAAAAUGUAUGUAUCAUUUAGAUUUAUUAAUUAAAACUACUGAAGAACUUGUAUUUGAGCUAUUCUAAUGCAAGCAUUCAUGCCAAGGUGUCAUUCCAUUCUUGCAUUUACACAUGGGAUCAAAUAAAUGAAAUCCCCCAAUCCCCAUCUGCGUCUCAAAAAAGUCACUGACUGCUGGAAAACAACAGAUAUUCUCUCCUGGAAACGAAUCAGAAGGCAAAGCAUCAUUUGGUAGCCAGCAUAUGAUUCAGCAGAGCUUUGUAUAAAAGUAUAAAGUUCAAAAGCAACCCCAAAAAAGCUCGGGAAGUAGUGGACUGUUUUUACCCCUCCUGGGAUCACCACUGACAGCAUCCAUGAAGUUCUGACAGAAGAACACACCAGGAUGACAAAGUAGUGACUUUUAAAGAGCAGCCAACAACAAGCAUAUAGGGAAUCUCUCAGCAAAUACAGAAUCCAUCUGAGAAUAUGCUGCCACAAAUAACCUUUUUGCUGCUAGUAUCCUUGAACUUGGUUCAUGGAGUGUUUUACGCUGAACGAUACCAAACGCCCACAGGCAUAAAAGGCCCACUACCCAACACCAAGACACAGUUCUUCAUUCCCUACACCAUAAAGAGUAAAGGUAUAGCAGUAAGAGGAGAGCAAGGUAUUCCUGGUCCACCAGGCCCUGCUGGACCUCGAGGGCACCCAGGUCCUUCCGGACCACCAGGAAAACCAGGCUACGGAAGUCCUGGACUCCAAGGAGAGCCAGGGUUGCCAGGACCACCAGGACCAUCAGCUGUAGGGAAGCCAGGUGUGCCAGGACUCCCAGGAAAACCAGGAGAGAGAGGACCACAUGGACCAAAAGGAGAUAUUGGACCAGCUGGCCUACCAGGACCCCGGGGCCCACCGGGACCACCUGGAAUCCCUGGACCGGCUGGAAUUUCUGUGUCAGGAAAACCUGGACAACAGGGACCCACAGGAGUCCCGGGACCCAGGGGCUUUCCUGGAGAAAAGGGUGCACCAGGAGUCCCUGGUAUGAAUGGACAGAAAGGGGAAAUGGGAUAUGGUGCUCCUGGUCGUCCAGGUGAGAGAGGUCUUCCAGGCCCUCAGGGUCCCACGGGACCACCUGGCCCUCCUGGAGUGGGAAAAAGAGGUGAAAAUGGGGUUCCAGGACAGCCAGGCAUCAAAGGUGAUAGAGGUUUUCCAGGAGAAAUGGGACCAAUUGGCCCACCAGGUCCCCAAGGCCCUCCUGGGCAACGAGGACCAGAAGGCAUUGGAAAGCCAGGAGCUGCUGGAGCCCCAGGCCAGCCAGGGAUUCCAGGAACAAAAGGUCUCCCUGGGGCUCCAGGAAUAGCUGGGCCCCCAGGGCCUCCUGGCUUUGGGAAACCAGGCUUGCCAGGCCUGAAGGGAGAAAGAGGACCUGCUGGCCUUCCUGGGGGUCCAGGUGCCAAAGGGGAACAAGGGCCAGCAGGUCUUCCUGGGAAACCAGGUCUGACUGGACCCCCUGGGAAUAUGGGACCCCAAGGACCAAAAGGCAUCCCGGGUAACCAUGGUCUCCCAGGCCCUAAAGGUGAGACAGGGCCAGCUGGGCCUGCAGGAUACCCUGGGGCUAAGGGUGAAAGGGGUUCCCCUGGGUCAGAUGGAAAACCAGGGUACCCAGGAGAACCAGGUCUCGAUGGUCCUAAGGGUAACCCAGGGUUACCAGGCCCAAAAGGUGAUCCUGGAGUUGGAGGACCUCCUGGUCUCCCAGGCCCUGUGGGCCCAGCAGGAGCAAAGGGAAUGCCUGGACACAAUGGAGAGGCUGGCCCAAGAGGCGCCCCUGGAAUACCAGGUACUAGAGGCCCUAUUGGGCCACCAGGCAUUCCAGGAUUCCCUGGGUCUAAAGGGGAUCCAGGAAAUCCCGGUCCUCCUGGCCCAGCUGGCAUAGCAACUAAGGGCCUCAAUGGACCCACCGGGCCACCAGGGCCUCCAGGUCCAAGAGGUCACUCUGGAGAGCCUGGCCUUCCGGGGCCCCCUGGGCCUCCAGGCCCACCAGGUCAAGCAGUCAUGCCUGAGGGUUUUAUAAAGGCAGGCCAAAGGCCCAGUCUUUCUGGGACACCUCUUGUUAGUGCCAACCAGGGGUUAACAGGAAUGCCUGUGUCUGCUUUUACUGUUAUUCUCUCCAAAGCUUACCCAGCAAUAGGAACUCCCAUACCAUUUGAUAAGAUUUUGUAUAACAGGCAACAGCAUUAUGAGCCAAGGACUGGAAUCUUUACUUGUAGGAUACCAGGAAUAUACUAUUUUUCAUACCACGUGCAUGUGAAAGGGACUCACGUUUGGGUAGGCCUGUAUAAGAAUGGCACCCCUGUAAUGUACACCUAUGAUGAAUACACCAAAGGCUACCUGGAUCAGGCUUCAGGGAGUGCCAUCAUCGAUCUCACAGAAAAUGACCAGGUCUGGCUCCAGCUGCCCAAUGCCGAGUCAAAUGGCCUAUACUCCUCUGAGUAUGUCCACUCCUCUUUUUCAGGAUUCCUAGUGGCUCCAAUGUGAGUACACCCCACAGAGCUAAUCUAAAUCUUGUGCUAGAAAAAGCAUUCUCUAACUCUACCCCACCCUAUAAAAUGCAUAUGGAGGUAGGCUGAAAAGAAUGUAAUUUUUAUUUUCUGAAACACAGAUUUGAGCUAUCAGACCAACAAACCUUCCCCCUGAAAAGUGAGCAGCAAUGAAAAAAUGUAUGUGAAGCCUCUCUUGAAUUUCUAGUUAGCAAUCUUAAGAAAACCUUAAAGAUAAGGUUUUCUCCAAUAUUAAAAAAUAUCACCAAAGAAGUCCUGCUAUGUUAAAAACAAAAAACAAAAAACAAACAAACAAAAAAAAUCAUUUAAAAAAAAACAGAAAUAGAGCUCUAAGUUAUGUGAAAUUUGAUUUGAGAAACUCGGCAUUUCCUUUUUAAAAAAGCCUGUUUCUAACUAUGAAUAUGAGAACUUCUAGGAAACAUCCAGGAGGUAUCAUAUAACUUAAAUACUUGAAUAUUCAAAUUUAAAAGACACUGUAUCCCCUAAAAUAUGUCUGAUGGUGCAUUACUCUGAGGCCUGUAUGGCCCCUUUCAUCAAUAUCUAUUCAAAUAUACAGGUGCAUAUAUACUUUUUAAAGCUCUUAUAUAAAAAAGCCCCAAAAUAUUGAAGUUCAUCUGAAAUGCAAGGUGCUUUCAUCAAUGAACCUUUUCAAACUUUUCUAUGAUUGCAGAGAAGCUUUUUAUAUACCCAGCAUAACUUGGAAACAGGUAUCUGACCUAUUAUUAUUUAUUUAACACAAGUGUGAUUAAUUUGAUUUCUUUAAUUCCUUAUUGAAUCUUACGUGAUAUGAUUUUCUGGAUUUACAGAACAUUAGCACAUGCACCUUGUGCCUCCCAUUCAAGUGAAGUUAUAAUUAACACUGAGGGUUUCAAAAUUCGACUAGAAGUGGAGAUAUACUAUUUAUUUAUGCUCUGUACUGUAUUUUUAUAUUGCUGUUUAAAACUUUUAAGCUGUGCCUCACUUAUUAAAGCACAAAAUGUUUUACCUACUCCUUAUUUACUACGCAAUAAAAUAACAUCAAUAGA
Messenger RNA from Pongo pygmaeus (Bornean orangutan), 7240 nucleotides. It is a transcript of the gene COL10A1, whose product is annotated as collagen type X alpha 1 chain. The record is from RefSeq and is a predicted model, not a curated record. The coding region runs from base 4150 to 6192 and encodes 680 amino acids. Lineage: Eukaryota; Metazoa; Chordata; Mammalia; Primates; Hominidae. The transcript has 3 exons. Gene Ontology annotation, molecular function: protein binding.